This is a messenger RNA of Anneissia japonica, 2840 nucleotides long. RefSeq names its product beta-galactosidase-like. Gene Ontology annotation, molecular function: beta-galactosidase activity. NCBI's taxonomy places the organism in Eukaryota, Metazoa, Echinodermata, Crinoidea, Comatulida, Comatulidae. Gene Ontology annotation, biological process: carbohydrate metabolic process. The record is from RefSeq and is a predicted model, not a curated record. The transcript has 14 exons. Bases 94 to 2007 code for a protein of 637 amino acids. Gene Ontology annotation, cellular component: vacuole.
UAAGUGAUCACAUGAACAACAAAAAGUCAGAUCAGGUGACUAUAACACGGCGGAUAGAGAGAGGGAUACAAAGUGUCGUGGAGUUUGGGGAAAAUGAAGAUAAUGAUGUUAUUAAACAUCGCUUUACUUGUUACACUUAUAAAUUUUGGCAAGUGUAAGUCCCAUUCAUUUGUUGUCAAUUAUGAUGAUAAUUCCUUCAGCAAAGAUGGCCAACCUUUCCGCUACAUCUCUGGUAGUAUCCACUAUGCAAGAGUUCCCAGAGGAUACUGGGAUGAUCGUCUCAUGAAAAUGUAUGCCACUGGCUUGAAUGCAAUCCAAGUAUAUGUACCAUGGAACUUCCAUGAGAGAUCACCAGGGAGGUAUACCUUUGAGGAUAAUGCGGAUCUUGUAGCGUUUCUCAGGAAAGCAAAUGACACUGGUCUACUUGUCAUUCUACGGCCUGGCCCAUACAUCUGCGCUGAAUGGGACAUGGGAGGACUGCCGUCAUGGCUGCUAAAAGAUGGUGUCAUCAAAUUGAGGACAAUGGAUGAAGAUUAUAUCCAAGCUGUUGACAGGUGGAUGGGUGUCCUGCUUCCUAAAAUUAAGCCCCUUCUCUACUCUAAUGGAGGCCCAAUUAUAAGUAUUCAAGUUGAAAAUGAGUAUGGUAGCUACUAUGCCUGUGAUCAUGACUACAUCAGGCACUUGAAAAAUACCUUUGAAGAAGCCCUCGGUGCCGAUGCAGUUGUCCUCUUCACAACAGAUGGAGCUAAUGAGAAAAACUUUAAGUGUGGGACACUACAGGGCCUGUAUGCAACUGUAGAUUUUGGUACAGUUGGUGAUAUUUCUAGUGCCUUUAAACUUCAGAGAAAAUUCCAGCCUCAGGGCCCAUUGGUCAAUUCUGAAUUCUACACUGGUUGGCUUGAUCACUGGGGGCAGAAUCACUCAACCGUUACUAAGGAGAAGGUCACAGAUUUCCUGGAUAAGAUCCUUGCCAUGGGGGCCUCGGUAAAUAUGUAUAUGUUUGAGGGUGGAACUAACUUUGGAUUUUGGAAUGGAGCCAACACAGUAUACAGUCCUCAACCAACAAGCUAUGACUAUGACGCCCCUCUCACUGAGGCUGGGGAUCCAACAGAUAAACUCAUGGCUAUUAGAAACAUCAUCAAGAAGUAUGCUAAGGUCCCCUUAAUUCCAGUGCCUCCAGCUACUCAAAAGCUUGCUUACGGUCAAUCGACGAUGACCAAAGUUGGCUCACUGUAUGAUGUUCUAGAUAAGCUGACCCCCUAUGGACCAAUCAAAUCUAAUUAUCCCAUCACCAUGGAAGCAAUGCAGCAGAGUUUUGGAUUCAUAAUGUAUCGGACAACAAUUGCAAUUAAUGUUACCAAGGCAACGCUGUUGGAUAUCCCAGGGAUACGGGAUCGGGGAUACAUAAUAAUCAACCAGGUGCCUGUUGGGAUUGUUGUACGAAACAAGCCGACUGGACUGAAUAUAACAGCAUCAAAAGGUGACAUCUUGGAUAUUGUUGUGGAGAAUCAAGGGAGAAUAAAUUUUGGUGAAACUAUCGCAGACAUGAAGGGAAUAGUUGGAAAUAUAACAUUAGGCGACACAAUUCUAGAGGGCUUUCAAAUCUACUCACUUCAACUUGAUGAAUUUGUGCCAAAGAUCUCACAAAAAUUUGAACUGACCUGGCCUAGCCCCCAGACACAGCUGAAUGUUCCUACUCUGUACAGUGGCACAAUGCCUGCUCUCCCACCAGAUAUCACUGAACCAAGGGAUACAUUCUUGAAAGUGUCGGGCUGGACGAAAGGACAAGCGUAUAUCAAUGGCUUUAAUCUUGGUCGGUACUGGCCUGUAGAGGGCCCACAAGUCACCCUGUAUGUUCCAGCAACAAUACUGAAGCGUACAGAAAAUUUCAUUGUCUUGUUUGAGCUGGAGAGCGCCCCCUGUAGUACAGAAGGAAGCUGCACAAUAGAGUUCAUUGACCAACCGAUUUUGAAUGGAACUGUUGCAAGGGGACACAAGAUAUUAUAAAAGUGUGUUUAUAAUUUAAUUUCUUACAAUUUUGUGUAAUUAUAUUUAUCAAUACCAAGUUUUUUAGUUAUUAUUUGUUCGAUUCAUGAUUACACAAAAGCUUAAGCCCUUAUACAUUCUGAGACUGUUCUGUGAAUGGUUCGAGACUGUAGUGCAAAAAGUUAAACUAGAUUUUCAGCUAUAAUUAUUGCUGCAUUCUAGAGCACAUAUCAACGUGAUAGCGAUUUCCAAUAGUCAGAUGAUCAUAGAAAAAUCUUAAUUUUGAAAAGCUACCCACAAAGAAUAAUUAACAUUUUUAUAUAUAUAAAGGCACUCAAAAUUAUAUAAAUAAAAAAAAAAUCAAGAAUGAAUUGUACACGAAAACAGUGGAUUGAUUAUUGUAAUCAAAGUUUAUAAUCAUAAGUUCGGUGACUAAUAUGCAUAGUUAUUAGGACAGAAAUUAGGAAUAUUUUGUGUCACAAGUACCGUAUGUAAAAUAUUCGUGCAUCAAUUUUUUCAAUAGUCCUGAUUGUGGAUUCGAUGGAACAAAAAUAUAUUGUAUCAUUUUAAUAUUUUAAUUCAGUUUGUAAACAUUCCUUGUUUUUUUCAUGUAUUUAUGUGAUGUAACCACUAAAACCUUGAUACAAAUUUGUGUACAAAUUUAAGUUAAGCUGUUAUUGAGAUGAUUAUUAUGUAUAAAUGUCCCUGUUAAAAGUGUAUUUUUGCUAAAACUUACGAUAUAUUUUUAAGGAUGUGUAUUUAAAAAUGGAAGAAUCGUAACACAUGAAUGUACGUUAAGAUAUUCCAGUAUAUUUAUGAUAUUUUUUUGUAAUAAAAACAGCAAUUAUGCAAUA